AGCCCACCUCCCACAACACCGAGCUCCAUUCAUUCCGUUCCGUUCGCCCAACCGAUAGAAAAGUCUCGUCAUCUUCACAGGACCCAAGCCAAGCAAUCCCCUCUCCUCUUCGCUUCCUCCGACGACUCUCUUCUCGCCGAGCGUCUCCUCCGAGCACGCGUAGCGGAUCCAUGGCGCUGACGCUGCGGUCCUCGACGUCCUUCCUCGCGCCGCUCGACCCCUGCUCCAAGCUCCUCCACAAGCCCGAGGACGCGCCGCCCUCCUGCGUCGCUGUCCCGCAGGCGCCCGCCCGGCUCCGCGCCCUCAGGGCGGUCGCGCAGGCCCCGCCGGCGCCGAUGGAGGCCCCGGCUCAGUCCGAGCUGCUGCACGGCCAGGUCCAGCAGGCGAAUGCGGGGGGCGGCCGGCCGAGCAGGGGCGGGGUGCCGGUGUUCGUGAUGCUGCCGCUUGACACGGUGGGGCCCGGCGGCCAGGUGUCGCGCGGGCGCGCGCUGGCGGUGAGUCUGAUGGCGCUGCGGAGCGCCGGGGUGGAGGGGGUCAUGGUGGACGUGUGGUGGGGCGUGGUGGAGCGCGAGGGCCCCGGGCGCUACGACUGGGAGGGCUACGCCGAGCUGGUGCGCAUGGUGGAGCGCGCCGGCCUACGGCUCCAGAUGGUCAUGUCCUUCCAUCAGUGCGGCGGCAACGUCGGCGACUCCUGCAACAUCCCGUUGCCGCCAUGGGUUCUGGAGGAGUUGAACGCCGACCCGGACAUCGUGUACACGGACAGGUCCGGCCGCCGCAACCCCGAGUACAUCUCCCUCGGCUGCGACACGCUGCCGGUGCUCAAGGGCCGGACCCCCGUCCAGGUCUACUCCGACUACAUGCGCAGCUUCCGCGACAGGUUCGCCGGCUACCUCGGCACCGUCAUCGCCGAGGUCCAGGUUGGCCUGGGCCCCUGCGGCGAGCUGAGGUAUCCUUCCUACCCGGAGGCCAACGGGACAUGGAGUUUCCCGGGCAUCGGCGAGUUCCAGUGCUACGACAAGUACAUGCGGGCGUCGCUGCAGGCGGCGGCCGUGGCGGCGGGGCACGAGAACUGGGGGACAAGUGGGCCGCACGACGCCGGUGAGUACAAGCAGUUCCCGGAGGAGACGGGCUUCUUCCGCCGGGACGGCACGUGGAGCACCGAGUACGGCCACUUCUUCCUCAAGUGGUACUCCGGGAUGCUCCUGGAGCACGGCGACCGCGUGCUGGCCGCUGCCGAGGCCAUCUUCGGCGGCACUGGCGUCACGCUGUCUGCCAAGGUCGCCGGCAUCCACUGGCACUACCGCACCCGCUCCCACGCCGCCGAGCUCACCGCGGGGUACUACAACACGCGGCACCACGACGGGUACGAGCCCAUUGCGCAGAUGCUGGCCAGGCACGGCACCGUGCUCAAUUUCACGUGCAUGGAGAUGAAGGACGAGCAGCAGCCCGGCCACGCCGGCUGCUCGCCGGAGCUCCUGGUGCAGCAGGUCAGGGCCGCGGCGCGGGCGGCGCGCGUGGAGCUCGCCGGCGAGAACGCGCUGGAGCGGUACGACGAGCAGGCGUUCGCGCAGGUGGCCGCCACCGCCGAGGCCGCCGGGCUGAGCGCGUUCACGUACCUGCGCAUGAACCGGAACCUGUUCGACGGCGACAACUGGCGGCGGUUCGUCGCGUUCGUGAAGACCAUGGCCGACGGUGGCGCGAGGACGACGCUGCCGAGGUGCGACACUGGGCACUCGGAUCUGUACGUGGGGUUCGUUGACGCCGCCAAGGAGCAGAGGGCGCCGGAGUCCGAGGCCGCCGCGGCAUUGUAGGGAGCUUACGUUUGUGUACACAUAUCACAUCCCCUUGUGUAUAUGCUCGACGUGGUAACGUGCGCCGGGAAGGGGGCUGUAUAUUAUGAUCUGUGCGUGCAGGUUACAGGAUUUUAUGGCUGUAAUCGAGCAUUUGUGCUUAGGCCACCUCACUUUUUUUUUCUAUUCCAUUCGAGAAUGUUGGAAUUUCGGAGAAGAUGUAAUCGCAUUAAACAAAAAAGACCUCCGUCAAGGACUCAAACAAUUACUUUUUUGAACAA
Aegilops tauschii subsp. strangulata is the source of this 2071-nucleotide messenger RNA. RefSeq names its product beta-amylase 3, chloroplastic. The record is from RefSeq and is a predicted model, not a curated record. Gene Ontology annotation, molecular function: beta-amylase activity. Gene Ontology annotation, biological process: polysaccharide catabolic process. Lineage: Eukaryota; Viridiplantae; Streptophyta; Magnoliopsida; Poales; Poaceae.